AUGGCUGCUAUCCAGAACUUCAAGAACUUCCUGCGCCACGGCAAGCAGGCCCGCGCCGGCAACGCUCCGCACGGAGAGGCCACUACCAACGUGUCCAACGUCCACGCCCAGCAGCAGCGGUACGACAACCAUGGCCACGCCCAAACGCACUACGCCCACAGCGAUCCCAAUGUCGUAAAUCACAAGCCUUUGCAGGGCAACCCCGCCCAGGGAGACUACUCUGCUGCCGCCCUGGACAACCGGAACGUCGCCGCACGAGCUGGUGAUGCCGCAGCACGAGCCGUUGGCGACCAACAAAAGGCAGCACAGCACAAGAACGCCGGCACCACGGACCGAAAGUCAGAGUAUGAUGCGUCCGUCCUCGAGCGGAUUGUGGCAGAAGAGCGUGAGAGCAAAGGCAAGUUGCCCAAGUAUCCCGGCCUCGAGCGAUGGCAGCUAGUCGAGAAGAUGGGGGAUGGAGCCUUCAGCAACGUCUACCGUGCACGAGAUACGACCGGACAGUACCCCGAAGUCGCCAUCAAAGUUGUGAGGAAGUUUGAAAUGAACUCCAGCCAGGGCGAUAACCAUCUCCAUCCGGAUUUCAAGAAGGCGCCCAAAACUGUGGAGAGAGCCAACAUCCUCAAAGAGGUCCAGAUCAUGCGCCAGCUCGACCAUCCAAACAUCGUGAAGCUUAUUGACUUCUCCGAAUCUCGCCAAUACUAUUACAUCGUCCUCGAGCUGUGCCCUGGAGGCGAGCUUUUCCACCAGAUUGUUCGUUUGACCUACUUCAGCGAAAACCUAUCUCGACACGUUAUCUACCAGGUAGCAAAGGCAUUAGAGUACUUGCAUGAAGAGGCCGGCGUUGUACAUCGUGACAUUAAACCGGAGAAUUUGUUGUUUUACCCAACGCCAUUCGUCCCAGCGCGGAAUCCGCAACCCAAGGGCCCCGAUGAUGAAGACAAGGCUGACGAGGGUGAAUUCAUCAAAGGAGUAGGUGCUGGCGGUAUCGGAGUCAUCAAGAUUGCCGAUUUUGGUCUGUCAAAGGUGAUAUGGGAUAGCCAGACCAUGACGCCAUGCGGUACGGUCGGUUACACUGCACCUGAGAUUGUCAAGGACGAACGGUACUCCAAGAGCGUGGAUAUGUGGGCAAUGGGAUGUGUGCUCUACACACUCCUAUGUGGCUUCCCACCAUUCUACGACGAGAGCAUCCAGACUCUUACCGAAAAGGUUGCAAGGGGCCAAUACACCUUCCUCUCACCGUGGUGGGAUGAGAUUUCCAAGCCCGCUCAAGAUCUUGUCUCGCAUCUUCUCACUGUCGACCCGGAGAAACGGUACGACAUCAAGCAGUUCCUCAACCACCCCUGGAUCCGGGAGGUCGAGGAACUCACCUACGCGGCUGCCGACGCCCCACCGCUUGCUACCCCUCUAUACACACGCCAAAACCAGUUCGAGAUGGGCCAAGAUAGCAAACCUCUCCAGCCCAACUUUGGCUACCUUGAGUCACCCGGAGCAGGCAAGCGCCAAGACUUCCGUUCUCCCGGCGCUCUCAACCUCCGUGAGGUCUUCGAUGUUGGUUAUGCCGUGCAUCGCCAAGAGGAAGAAGGAAAACGCCGCAAGAACUUCAAGCAGGGCUACCGAGGCGCAAACGCCAUGGGCAACUCGCUCAACGCUCUUGAUGAGCAGGAAGACGACGAGGCUGACGACUAUUCCGAAUCCGCGCCCUACAAUCCCUCAACCCAGAACCCCCCUGCCAAGCUACCAAAGAGCCAGGCUGCAGACGUAUCCGCAGUCGAGCAGAAGAUGCGCAACACGAGUCUCAGUGCCGCAGCACAAGCACGGGCGCCGGCUAAAGCGGCACUGCAGGAGCGAGGAUACGGGCAGCACAGCCCUGCCGUUGCGGCGGCAGCGAAGAGGCAGGUCAGGCAGAAGGGCGCGUUUGAGCUCAGUCUCGACAACGCGACUCUACUUGGCAGGAGGAAGAAGCCAGAGCCAAGUGGGUUGAGGGAAGGUCUGACGAUUGGAGGGACCUGA
This is a messenger RNA of Mytilinidion resinicola, 2010 nucleotides long. Its product is annotated as Ca2+/calmodulin-dependent protein kinase. The transcript has 4 exons. The record is from RefSeq and is a predicted model, not a curated record. Bases 1 to 2010 code for a protein of 669 amino acids. Gene Ontology annotation, biological process: protein phosphorylation. NCBI's taxonomy places the organism in Eukaryota, Fungi, Ascomycota, Dothideomycetes, Mytilinidiales, Mytilinidiaceae. Gene Ontology annotation, molecular function: ATP binding; protein kinase activity.